AUGGACACUUUUCGUCUUCUCGUUGAAGCAGCGGAGAUCAUGCGGCAGGCCGCCGAGGACAGAGGACGCCCUCCUCCAAAAUCUGGGGCCAGUCUACCCGCCGAAAUCAUAAACCAAAUGGUUCCAGAGCUUGACCCCAUCUCGCUCAUGAAUCUCAGCGGACGCUCUGCUUCAAAUUAUUUGACCAGUAUACCCGCCGAAACCAUGAACCAAAUGAUUCCAGAGCUUGACCCCAUCUCGCUCAUGAAUCUCAGCGGACGCUCUGCUUCAAAUCCUUUGACCGAUAUACCCGCCGAAAUCAUGAACCAAAUGAUUCCAGAGCUUGACCCCAUCUCGCUCAUAAAUCUCAGCCAAGCCAGCCAACAGUUCCGGCACAUCAUCAAACCAUGCAAGGAAGAGCUCAUCGAGCGGCUUCUCGCGCUGGAGUGCACCGAGGAAUUUGGCGGUGCCGAACCAUCCAUCCACCGGCGAGCCUGGAGACCUCCCAGCGACGUACCCAUCCAUAGGAACAUAGAACGGUACCCUUCAGUCGUGGACACGAAUUGGGGGGCUCAGCGAUACGCGUGCUGCGGCUGUUUGAAGCUCCUGCCUCACUACUACUUUGACAAUCGCUCCAUUCAGAGCGAAGGCCUUCGGAAGCCCAUGUUUGGCACGCCGGGUGCCGAGUUCAAAACUUGCUGGAGACCGUCCAAGAGAGGCAUGCAUCGGCAGCAUGUCCAGGGUCUGAGGAGGGCUCAGAGGAAGGAGCUUCGCCUGGCAGAGAGCGAGCUGCAAGAGGGCGACCCUGUUCUGCUCCAGUAUACAGCAGCCUUUAAAACCCUUGACCUCGACUAUAGACGCGAGCUCAAUUCUCGGGAGUUAAAGGGAGUGGAUGACUUCUCGAUAGACAGCUGGGGACGGCUCCUGACACCAGUAAAUGCUCGGACUGUAAUCAAGAUGUUUACGGAGGUUGGUCGCCGGGGCCAAAACCGCCGCACUCGCCGUUGCAACGAGUGUCUCUACCAGAGAGAUCUGGCUAUUGAAUCCGCGACCAGCGACGGGGACAUGCUCGAAAUCCCCACCGUGAAAAGGAGUCGGCUCGUCCAUUGCGGAAGCGCCCUACGUCGGUACUUCCCGGGCUAUUCAGAGAUAUAUGGCAGAGAGUGCCCGCCGAUUCCCACCCUGAGAAUGCCAUCCUUUGUCCGCUGGGUCAGGUUCCAGGAGAUGUGGAAUAUGUGUAUGAUCCGAUGCCCUGGAUGCGAGGUAUGGCAAGAGAUGCGAACAUUCCGACUCAGCGGGACACUUUUGGGUUGUGGAUUCGAAGUCAAACCGGAUGCAGGGGCAGGACUGGCCGAUUGGGACGCCAUGGUUCUGGAGCCGCAGAUGUGCGGGGAAUCUGUCUGCAAUCACUGUUUUGUCAACAAGAAUGGCAGGGAUAAGCUGAAGCAGGUUUUGGUGAGAUGGCUGUCCCAUGAGCAGUCGCAGGAGCUCGCACGCCUUGAGGCAUUGAUCAAGGUAGGCUGGAUAUCGCUCGGGGACGCCCUCAGCCACCCCAGAUUCAACUCGGACCCUUGGGUCAAGCUCAAGAAAGAACACCGUCGUGGUCUCUCAGGCAUCAGUCCAAUCCUCGAUAAGAACCAUCAGCUGAACCUUAGCUCAAUGACGGUUUUGAGGUCAUGGUAUGAAGUGCUUUUCCGCAAGGACAAGACCGACGCAGCGGAGACUUUUGCCACCUAUUUCAACCCAACGCGCAACUGGGAGUAUCAAUGGUUAAUCAACUUCCCGCUUCUCCAGUCGCACUGGUUUCACCUCACAGACAUGAUACAGGAGGUCCAGGCCGAUCCAGAACGGCUGGUAGACUGGGCUCUAGAACCACGUCUGGGCCUGCCAUUGCAUGAUGCAGACGAGGCCGCUUUCAGACAACAAGCGCAAUGA
This is a messenger RNA of Clonostachys solani, 1914 nucleotides long. NCBI's taxonomy places the organism in Eukaryota, Fungi, Ascomycota, Sordariomycetes, Hypocreales, Bionectriaceae. The record is from the annotation of a GenBank genome assembly.